This is a messenger RNA of Cercopithifilaria johnstoni, 870 nucleotides long. NCBI's taxonomy places the organism in Eukaryota, Metazoa, Nematoda, Chromadorea, Rhabditida, Onchocercidae. The record is from the annotation of a GenBank genome assembly.
AUGACACGAGCACUACAUUAUGUAUUCAAAAUUGCUGAUCGAAAAAUGAGUCGUGAUUUUUUUGUCAAUAUUCUAAAAAUGAAGGUUCUACGGCAUGAAGAAUUUGAGGAAGGUUGUAAAGCUACAUGUAAUGGACCAUAUAAUGGUAGGUGGAGUAAAACGAUGGUCGGUUAUGGAAGUGAAGAUGAUCAUUUUGUACUGGAAUUAACGUAUAACUAUCCAAUCAGUUCAUAUGAAUUGGGUAAUGAUUUCGGAGGGAUCUGCAUUCGAUCAACGGAUGUGUUUGAAAGCUGCAAAAAUUAUCAGAAAGCUAUCAUUACGGCGAAUGGAGAAGUGGAAAUUAAAGAUCCUGAUGGACAUAAAUUUUACGUAUUACCACAUGUUUCUGAAUCGGCUAUCGCAGAUCCGAUUUAUAAAGUAAAAUUAAAUACGCCGGAUCUGAAGGAAACUUUAAAUUACUGGACUGAAUUGCUGAAUUUUACUAAGAUGAAACAGAAUGAAAAUUGCUCCAUUGUGUUAAUUGGUGAAAAAGAAAAGUUCGAGUUGGAAUGGAACUUAAUUAGCGCUAAAAUUGAUCGCCGUACCGGUUUUGGUAGGAUAGCUUUCGCCAUUCCGAUGAAAGAAUUAGAACCAAUGCAAAAGAAAAUGGAGGAAACCAAGCAGAAGAUUUUGACUCCUUUAGUAAAAUUGGAUACUCCCGGUAAGGCAGCUGUUCAAGUUGUCAUUCUUGCUGAUCCAAAUGAUCAUGAGAUAUGUUUUGUUGGUGAUGAAGCUUUCCGAAAAUUAUCACGGAUUGAUAUGAAUGCAGAUGUAAAAUUGCUGAAGGCAAUCGAUGAUGACAAAAGUGGAAAAUACAAAAUACCGGCUUAG